Molecule: messenger RNA, 1408 nt
Organism: Zonotrichia leucophrys gambelii
Lineage: Eukaryota; Metazoa; Chordata; Aves; Passeriformes; Passerellidae
Gene: OPN5
Product: opsin 5
Exons: 7
Coding region: 33-1103 (356 amino acids)
Biological process (GO): phototransduction; visual perception; G protein-coupled receptor signaling pathway
Cellular component (GO): plasma membrane
Molecular function (GO): G protein-coupled photoreceptor activity
Source: RefSeq, a predicted model, not a curated record
CUCUAUACAGAGUUCAUUAAUAAGGCACUUCAAUGGACAUGAGUGGGAUGGCAUCAGAUCCCAACAAUUCUUCCCAGGAAGAAUACAUCCCACACUAUCUCCAAAAGGAAGACCCCUUUGCAUCAAAGCUCUCUAGAGAAGCUGACAUCAUAGCUGGCUUUUAUUUGACAAUAAUUGGGAUCCUUUCAACUCUGGGAAAUGGGUAUGUUAUUUUUAUGUCCUCAAAGCGAAAAAAGAAGCUGAGACCUGCUGAGAUAAUGACUGUUAAUUUAGCAGUGUGUGAUCUGGGCAUUUCAGUUGUAGGCAAACCCUUCAGCAUCAUCUCCUUCUUCUCCCACCGCUGGAUGUUUGGGUGGAUGGGCUGCCGCUGGUAUGGGUGGGCUGGAUUCUUCUUUGGCUGUGGGAGCCUCAUCACCAUGACAGCUGUCAGCCUGGACAGGUACCUGAAAAUCUGCCACUUGUCCUAUGGUACCUGGCUUAAGAGACACCAUGCAUUUAUCUGCCUGGCAAUAAUCUGGGCCUAUGCUACGUUCUGGGCUACAGUGCCUUUUGCUGGGGUGGGGAACUACGCCCCCGAGCCCUUUGGGACCUCCUGCACUCUGGACUGGUGGCUGGCACAGGCUUCAGUGGCUGGACAGGUUUUUGUUCUGAGCAUCCUUUUCUUCUGCCUCCUGUUCCCAACUGCAGUGAUUGUGUUUUCCUACGUCAAAAUAAUUUUAAAAGUCAAAUCAUCCACCAAAGAAGUUUCUCACUACGAUACCAGGAUUCAGAACAGCCAUAUACUUGAAAUGAAGCUGACCAAGGUGGCAAUGUUGAUCUGCGCAGGGUUCCUCCUUGCCUGGAUCCCUUACGCCGUGGUCUCCGUCUGGUCGGCCUUUGGACGGCCCGACUCGGUCCCCAUCCAGUUCUCAGUGAUCCCAACACUGCUGGCAAAGUCAGCAGCCAUGUACAACCCCAUCAUUUACCAGGUCAUUGAUUGCAAGUUUGCCUGCUGCCGGCCGGGAGGGCUGAAGGACAAGAGCUCUUUGAAGAAAUCAAGGACAUACACAAUAUCUGCACACAGGGACUCCACAGCCAUGAAUGAAACCCAGCUGGAAGCUUGAGGGCUCAUCUCACCUACAGCAAAUGAAAAUCUGGUGACAAACAACCCUACUGGCUCAAGUUCCUAAUUCUGUAAACGAAUUAUAACAUGGUGACAGGUUUAUUUUACUCCCUAUUCCUAUGUACAAUGUAUAGUUCUUUUCAUCCUGACCAAAAUAGUGCAUUAGAGUUGGGCAAACAUUCUAAGUACUGAAAGGAAGAAGAAACAGAGAAAAUUUGUGUUUAUUAAAAAUUUUCCUUCACUUGAGAGGCUUUAAAAUGCCCUUUUUUGUUCUUAGCACUAACAGAAAUGAUAGUCUGGGCAAUA